Neoarius graeffei (lesser salmon catfish) is the source of this 2585-nucleotide messenger RNA. RefSeq names its product SRY-box transcription factor 21b (gene sox21b). The transcript is spliced from 2 exons. Gene Ontology annotation, biological process: regulation of DNA-templated transcription; anatomical structure morphogenesis; cell differentiation. Gene Ontology annotation, molecular function: RNA polymerase II cis-regulatory region sequence-specific DNA binding; DNA-binding transcription factor activity, RNA polymerase II-specific. The record is from RefSeq and is a predicted model, not a curated record. The coding region runs from base 1355 to 2080 and encodes 241 amino acids. NCBI's taxonomy places the organism in Eukaryota, Metazoa, Chordata, Actinopteri, Siluriformes, Ariidae.
CACACACACACACACUGAGCUCUCAGAUUGCUGCACUCAGUGUCUGUAAAGUCACUAUGCCAGAGACAGACACACACACACACACACACACACACACACAAACGCAUGUGUACACACAGAGCACAGACAUCCUUCUUCCUUCUUUCCUUUCUUUUAACGUAAAAAAAAACAACGUGAUGGAUUUAACCUUGGAUCUGUUUUAAUUUUUAAACAAGCAAACAAAUAAAAACAAACUUUUUGGAUUUUUCAUUACAUGGAGAAUUUAGAUACUUUUUUAAGUAUUCAUUUUUUGUUGAAAUUGGCUUUGUUGUGGAUUAUUUUAGUUCUUUCAUUUUCUCCCGGUGUUGGACAUCAGGUUCAAGUUUCAAAGAUUCAAACUUUUUAAAGGACGUUAAACAUUUUUUCAUCAUCUCAUAGAAAGCAUCUCAUUUUUUUUCUGAAUGACAGUCACCAAUUCUCAUGCAAGUGAUUUUUGAAUCAUUUUUUGACUUUAUAUCACCAUAACGCAGAAAACUUCUGAUGAAUAUAUUCAUGAUUCUUGUAAAUUGAACGCGAGUGUGAAGACUCUGAGAAACUGACCUCGAUGCAGACUGAAGGAACUGAACUGCAGUGACUUGAGCUCUGAUUGACUCACGCUUUGUGUUACCAAAAUGAACAAUAAGAGACUUUGUACAGAAGGCUUUUUUUUUCAUUGUUAUCAUCACAGCGGAUCAUGUAAAGUAUCCACUGAACAACUUUAAGGUUUGUCAGUGAACUUAGAAUCACCUGCUGCGCCUAACAUUCACGUUUUGGAUUUUUUUUUUCCGGAGGUGAUUCGAGGUCUUCAUUAGCUCCAACUUUAAGUGAAAACUGAAACCCUGCUCAUUUUUGAAAGCAUCUUAAGCUGACAUUUUGUAAACAAAUUCCAUCACAUGAGAAUAUUUAUCUGGUGGAAAGGAUUCUGUAACUGUUUGACUUUCACUCUAAUGCUUGCCAGUUUGAGCAAAAAAGGACAGUAAGGUCUUUUUCCUUAUCAUCAUCAUGUUGGAUCAUGUCACGCCUCUGAUGAACAUGUUACAUUCAUCAUUUUCCUGAAGUCAGUCAGUGAGGACUCAUUUAUCUAUAAAUGGCUCCAGUUUAACAAAAAAAAAGGUGACUCAGAUUCUCAGAUUUACUGUUUUUCAUUGUCAUGCUUCAUGACUGUGGGCCAUUUUAAUUUUGUCUAGCCACAGUUUACAUUUUUUUUGGUCAUCUGAUCAGGAAAAGUGUCCAAUACAAUUUUAAGCAAACUUGCUUUGAAACACUUUCUGAAAGAAAAAAAAAUUCUAACAUUGGCAAACUUAUACAGAAUUUUUUCUCCAUCAUCACUGUCAUUAUGUCAAAGUCUUCAGACCACGUGAAACGCCCAAUGAAUGCCUUCAUGGUCUGGUCUCGAGCCCAGCGCCGGCAGAUGGCACAAGAGAACCCAAAGAUGCACAACUCUGAGAUCAGUAAGCGUCUUGGUGCUGAGUGGAAGCUGCUAACUGACUCCGAGAAGCGCCCCUUCAUCGAUGAGGCGAAGCGACUCCGUGCGCUGCACAUGAAGGAGCACCCUGAUUACAAAUACCGGCCAAGACGGAAACCAAAGACACUCGCCAAGAAGGAGAAGUUUGCCUUGGCCCUGCCAUAUGGCAUGCACGCAGAAACAGAAACAUUAAAGCCCACAGCCGACUCCCUGGUGCGCACUUCGGACAGAGCAAGGAUCCUGUUCGCACCAUCCAUCUGUGCCAACCCAUACUCCUUUUUGGAUUUUGGAUCUAAGAUGGCUGACUUCUCUCCACCUCCGCCUCCUCCACCUCCUCUUCCCCCAGCAAUGCCGUCAUUUCCGUACCCAUCAUCGCUGAGUUUCCCACCUUUUUCUGGUGUUCACGCGCACACGAGCGCUCACAAUCCGGCCUUUUUGAUGCCUUGCAACUGUAGUGCAUGGCCUUCAUCGUCAUCAUCGCCAUCAUCAUCUUCGUCAUCUUCAUCAUCGUUUUCAACACCAUUGGCAUAUAUCCUACUGCCUGGCGUCGGAAAAGCACCGAUUGAGCCGUACCACACUUAUGCCACUGCAUUAUGAGACGAACAGCCAGCAUGUAACGACUCAUGAGGUUAUGAUGGAGAAUGUGCUCCAUAAAAACCCUAAAUGUGUGUGACAUGUGUGUGUCAAGAGAGAACAGUGUAUAGAGCACUAUAAAACACAAGAAAAAAGAUAGGACAUUUACUUUUAACGAUGCACACACUCAAUUGUGUGUGUGUGUGUGUGUGUGUGUGUGUGUGUGUGUGUGUGUGUGUGUAAUUUUUUUAACCUAUGAGGCAAAAAAAUGUAGAACUGUUUAAAGUGUUUAAGUGUGAGCAUGAAGUAUUUUUAACGUAACACAAUGUAGAAACUAAUAAACCACUGUGUGUCAUGCUGUGAUAGGAAAAUAAUGAACAACAGGAUGGUUUGAUGAAACACAGUGACUGGUAGCAUCUUGACAUUUCCAAUAACAGCAUAAACCCAAGUGUUUUUUCCUCUUACACCACCGCAGUUUCCCAAUGAUUACAAUUUCUCAUUUAUUAAUAAAUGAUGUCAUGCUUUUUUA